This is a messenger RNA of Pan troglodytes (chimpanzee), 1767 nucleotides long. It is a transcript of the gene TTLL1, whose product is annotated as TTL family tubulin polyglutamylase complex subunit L1. Bases 478 to 1635 code for a protein of 385 amino acids. Gene Ontology annotation, molecular function: tubulin-glutamic acid ligase activity; tubulin binding. The record is from RefSeq and is a predicted model, not a curated record. The transcript is spliced from 12 exons. Lineage: Eukaryota; Metazoa; Chordata; Mammalia; Primates; Hominidae. Gene Ontology annotation, cellular component: ciliary basal body. Gene Ontology annotation, biological process: microtubule cytoskeleton organization; protein polyglutamylation.
GGUGCGCCUGGCAGUCGGCUGUGUCCUCCUGCGAGCGCCAGAGAGGGGCUGGAGGCGGGGCGGGGGUGCGGCUCGAGGCAUCCCUGCAGGGCGCUCCUCCGAGUCCCUCGGCGCUCUGAGCCCACAGGGAAGAAGGAGGGGCCGGCAUCAGUGACGUCAGCGAGACCGAGGUGAGCGUGGGCGUUGCCAGUGGUGCUCUGUCAGUGCCUAUGGAUUAUGGCAGGGAAAGUAAAAUGGGUCACUGAUAUCGAGAAGUCAGUGCUGAUCAAUAACUUUGAAAAGAGAGGAUGGGUCCAAGUGACAGAAAACGAGGACUGGAAUUUUUACUGACUCUUUGACCACACUGACCAGUGGAAUACAGUAAAAAUCAUACAUGCCUGGGCCCAGGCCAGUUCCUCUGUUGGAAACAUGUGGGUGCCCUGAGCUGUCCUGUGAGAAGGUGCCAUCCUGAAGCCCUCGUGCCACAGCGGCCACAGGAUGAGUGUGCAAACCAUCCGAAAUGUGUUCAGCGUCGAAGCUGGAUAUCGGCUCUCAGAUGACCAAAUAGUCAACCAUUUUCCAAACCACUAUGAACUGACCCGGAAGGACCUGAUGGUGAAGAACAUCAAAAGAUACAGGAAGGAGCUGGAGAAAGAAGGGAGUCCUCUGGCAGAAAAAGAUGAAAAUGGAAAAUACCUCUAUCUGGACUUUGUUCCGGUCACCUAUAUGCUGCCCGCUGACUACAACCUGUUUGUAGAGGAGUUCCGGAAGAGCCCGUCCAGCACCUGGAUCAUGAAGCCUUGUGGCAAGGCCCAGGGAAAGGGCAUCUUCCUUAUCAACAAGCUCUCACAGAUCAAAAAGUGGUCCCGGGACAGCAAGACAUCUUCGUUUGUGUCUCAAUCUAAUAAGGAAGCCUACGUGAUCUCUCUCUAUAUUAACAACCCGUUACUAAUUGGCGGGAGGAAGUUCGACCUGCGCUUGUACGUUCUGGUGUCCACGUACCGUCCGCUGCGCUGUUACAUGUACAAGCUUGGGUUUUGCCGGUUCUGCACAGUGAAAUACACCCCGAGUACCAGUGAGCUGGACAACAUGUUCGUUCAUCUCACCAACGUCGCCAUCCAGAAACACGGGGAGGACUACAACCACAUCCAUGGGGGCAAGUGGACAGUGAGUAACCUGCGGCUCUACCUGGAGAGCACCCGCGGCAAGGAGGUGACCAGCAAGCUGUUCGACGAGAUCCACUGGAUCAUCGUGCAGUCCCUGAAGGCCGUGGCGCCGGUGAUGAACAAUGACAAGCACUGCUUUGAAUGCUAUGGCUACGACAUCAUCAUCGACGACAAGCUGAAGCCCUGGCUGAUCGAGGUGAAUGCGUCCCCGUCUCUCACGUCCAGCACUGCCAAUGACCGAAUCCUCAAGUACAACCUGAUUAACGACACCCUCAACAUCGCCGUCCCGAACGGUGAAAUCCCAGACUGCAAAUGGAACAAGUCGCCCCCAAAGGAAGUCCUCGGCAAUUACGAGAUUCUGUAUGAUGAAGAACUGGCCCAGGGUGACGGGGCUGACCGGGAGCUGAGAAGCCGUCAGGGUCAGUCUCUGGGGCCCAGAGCAGGCCGAUCGAGAGACUCGGGGAGAGCGGUCCUCACCACCUGGAAGUGAGUCCCACCUGGACCUUACCAAAACUACUCACUCCAUCUGGGCCCCUGCUGAAGCCCUAUUUUGAAAUUUCCCUUUUGUAGAGCUUUUUUCCUUUCCUAAGCCCUGUAAAUAAAUGAAGGCACUUCUUUGGAA